AUGAUUACAUUAUUUAUUGGUAAUAAUCAUAAUACAACAACAACAAAUAUUUUAAUAUUUAAUUUAGCAAUUGCUGAUUUAUUGCUCACAUGUUUUAAUAUACCAAUAAAUUUGGUACGUUUUGUUAGUACAAAUUGGCCAUUCGGUUCGAUUAUUUGUAUAUUAACACCAUUUAUUCAAUCAUUAUCAGCACAUUGUUCAUCAAUAACAAUGAUGGUUAUUGCAUUCGAACGUUAUCGAAGUUUAAUCAGAACAUCAUGUUUUGGCAUUGGUUUUAAUGUAUGUCGAUUUUGUCCAUAUAAUAAAUGUACAACAAAAAGAAAACAUAGAUCCAUUGAAAACAAUAUUGUACAAAAUCAUUCAUAUCGACAAUCAAAAAAUUCAUGGAUAUGGUCAAUAUUAUUAAUAUGGAUUUGUUCAAUCGUUUUAUCAAUACCACAUUGCCUUUUUAAUAAAGUUGUUGUUUAUCCAUCAUCAUUAUUGGUUGAUUUUGAAAUGAUUCGUUGUGCUACUGUAUUUCCAACCAAACAGAAUCAUUUAAUGUUGGCAAUUUUAUCACCAUUAAGUCAAUAUUUAUUACCAAUUGGUUUGACAGCAUUAUUCUAUGCAAGAAUUGGAUGUUUUCUUUGGCGUCGUACAAAUCCUAUUGGUAGUGUAAGUGCUAAUCGUCGUGCAUCAAUCAUGAAACGUAAACGUAAACGUAUCAAAAUGUUAGUUAUUGUUGUUGCUGUAUUUGCUUUAUGUUGGUUUCCAUUACAUCUUUAUGUUACAUUGAUUGAAUUUAAAAUAAUUCAACAUCAUUUUGGUAAGAAUAUUCAUUGUUACACAUUGGAUAGCAAUGAGUUCGGUUUGUUAUAA
Messenger RNA from Dermatophagoides pteronyssinus (European house dust mite), 858 nucleotides. Its product is annotated as G-protein coupled receptor 83-like. Gene Ontology annotation, biological process: G protein-coupled receptor signaling pathway. Gene Ontology annotation, cellular component: membrane. The record is from RefSeq and is a predicted model, not a curated record. Gene Ontology annotation, molecular function: neuropeptide Y receptor activity. NCBI's taxonomy places the organism in Eukaryota, Metazoa, Arthropoda, Arachnida, Sarcoptiformes, Pyroglyphidae.